Molecule: messenger RNA, 1250 nt
Organism: Microplitis mediator
Lineage: Eukaryota; Metazoa; Arthropoda; Insecta; Hymenoptera; Braconidae
Product: EARP-interacting protein homolog
Exons: 7
Coding region: 119-1237 (372 amino acids)
Biological process (GO): protein ubiquitination
Molecular function (GO): protein binding
Source: RefSeq, a predicted model, not a curated record
UGCGCGCUUUAGAUUCAAAUAUGCGCUGACGUAUAUUUUCAAUUGAAAAUAAAUAUAUUUUUUUUAAUAUAAUUGACUAUAAUUUAUCAGUAUUAAUUAAUGUUAUGUUUACAAAAUAAUGGACAAUGAAAAUCCAGUAAUUUAUGGUCUAGAAUUUCAGGCCCGAGCUUUAUCAGCACAAAAUGCAGAAACUGAUGUCGUCAGAUUUCUUGUUGGUACUCAGUCGCUUAAACUGUCAAACAAUCAAAUUCAUCUUGUUGAGUUCAAUGACGAGACAAAUAAAUUGAAAACACAAAUAUAUAAUCAUGAUAUCGGGGAAAUAUGGUCAUUACAUUCAUCACCUACAGAUCCAAGUUUUUUUAUUACUUCUUACAAUACAAUAAAUGAUCAAGGAAUGUGUGUAAUGAAAGGUGCACUUUGGAAACUACCUGACGAACAAAAUUAUACAAAUGACGUUGAAGAUUUAGUUAAAAUAUUUGAUAUUGACACAACAAUACACGGAAAUGAUUUAAAGACAAUAAUUUACCAUCCAAUGGAAGGUUCUAAAGCUGUUGCUGUUGUUGACAAUAAUUUUGUUUUAUGGGAUUUAGCUGAAUCGUUAAAGCCAUCAACAAUUGGUACAUUGUCUACAAAAGGACAGCCUCGUUUUACAACCGGCAAGUGGAAUCCUCACAAUGGUUGCAACCAGUUUGUGACAUUGAAUGAUAAUAAUGUACGUGGAUGGGAUUUUCGUACGCCAACUGAAGAAGCAUGGACAAUAUUAAAUGCCCAUUCCCAAAUAGUCAGAGACCUGGACUUUAAUGUUAACAAACAAUAUAUUUUGUCAACUUGCGGCGACGAUGGUUACAUGAAAUUCUGGGACAUACGGAGCACCACAGAGCCAAUUAUUUCCCGAAUGGAACAUUCCCACUGGGUAUGGAAUAUUAGGAUCAAUAAAUUUCAUGACCAGUUGGUUCUUACUUCGAGCAGUGACUCAAGAGUCAUUUUGUCUAGUAUUCCGUCAGUGUCUUCAGAACCUUUUGGUCCAAUUGGUCAUGACGAAGACUCGAUUGAUGAAUCUGUCAAUCGUAAUAAACUUGAUGACGGUGUCAUUGGUAAAUUUGAAGAACAUGAAGACAGUGUUUAUGCUGUUGAAUGGUCAUCAGCAGAUCCAUGGACAUUCGCAUCAUUAAGUUACGAUGGGAGGCUUGUUAUCAAUAAAGUACCGCGUAAAUAUAAAUAUAAAAUAUUAUUAUAAAAUAAAAAUAAAA